AUGGGACAACCGCCUCUUCAUGCAGAGAAAUUCCACAUUCAAGGAGGGGAUAUUGUCAUUCCUGUCCUCGGUCCAACUGGAUCUGGGAAGAGCACGUUUAUAAACCACCUUCUUGGGACAGAGAGUAUGGAAGUUGGCCACCAGACGACUUCUUGCACCACAGAGCCCUGCCCCGGUAUUAUUAUACCCAUUCCCAAUUUUCCGAACCUCAGGGACCGCCGUUUGGUCAUUCUUGACACCCCUGGUUUCGACGAUACCUACACAAAGGAUCCAGUCAUCGUGAAAAAUAUUGCCGACUGGCUGUCCCAGUAUCGCCGCAAAGGUGCCUCGAUAGGCGGAGUUCUCUACCUACACGACAUAUCUACCAGGCGCUUCACAAGUACGCCAAACAAGAACCUACAUACGCUUUGCCAUAUUUGCGGGGAUGCCAGCCUGAAGCGCACCAUUAUGGUGACCACGAAUUGGGACUCCAUUACUAACAAUGUCCUGAGUGAGCGCGAAGAAGAGAUGAAGGCUAGACACUGGAAUGGAAUCAUUGAGAAGGGGGCCUGUGUACGCCGAUUCUUGCUGGGAAGUUCGGAAUCCGCUUGGGACAUUAUCAAUGUCCUACUUAGACGUGCAGAUGGUCCUCCAGGAGUCCUUCAAAUACAGGAAGAGAUGGUGGACAGGGGUAUCGGCUUCCAGAAUACUGAAGCAGGAGGAAAUUUGCUUCGUGUUGCUGAGAAGAAAAGGGAACAGGAGAGGCAGCAGGAGAAAACAUUCAAGAAGAAGUCACUUUGCGUCGUCCAAUAA
This is a messenger RNA of Cyclocybe aegerita, 792 nucleotides long. Lineage: Eukaryota; Fungi; Basidiomycota; Agaricomycetes; Agaricales; Hemipholiotaceae. The record is from the annotation of a GenBank genome assembly.